This is a messenger RNA of Chaetomium strumarium, 6858 nucleotides long. RefSeq lists its product as uncharacterized. Gene Ontology annotation, molecular function: phosphopantetheine binding; 3-oxoacyl-[acyl-carrier-protein] synthase activity; fatty acid synthase activity. NCBI's taxonomy places the organism in Eukaryota, Fungi, Ascomycota, Sordariomycetes, Sordariales, Chaetomiaceae. Gene Ontology annotation, biological process: fatty acid biosynthetic process; secondary metabolite biosynthetic process. The record is from RefSeq and is a predicted model, not a curated record. The transcript is spliced from 8 exons. The coding region runs from base 1 to 6858 and encodes 2285 amino acids.
AUGACGGGACAGCAGACUCUUUAUCUCUUCGGAGACCAAACUUUUGAUGCUCAGCCGCACCUAGAGACUCUCCUACGAGGCAGGGACAACCCGGUUCUGGAGGCCUUUCUUCAGCAGACCUAUGAUGCCUUACGCCGCGAGAUCUACCAGCUUCCGGUCGAGGUCAGGGAGGCUCUCCCCCGGCUCACCUCGCUGGACGAUCUGCUGUUAUGGAAGCAUGGCGGUAGACGACUUAUAGCCCUGGAGAUGGCCCUGACUUGUCUUUAUCAACUCGGAACCUUCAUCAGCCAGGAAAGCGUUUGGGGUCUCCAUCCCAACGACACACGGAUACUUGGCCUUUGUACGGGAGCCUUGGCUGCCGCUGCGGUGAGCUGUAGCCGUAGCACCAUCGAGUUGGUGCCCUUGGCCGUCGAUGCUGUUGUCGUGGCCUUCAGGACGGGCCUACACGUCGCAGGCAUGGCACAACGAUUGGAAGCAGCUGAGACGGUAGAAGACGAGAGCUGGUCAGUCGUUAUCCCGGGUCAGUCAUCUGCCGACGCGGUUGCCAGCUUCAACAAGACGACGUUGUUGCCCCCGUAUGCCAAACCAUAUAUCAGCGCCCAUGCCCCAAACGGCAUCACAGUCAGCGGCUCGCCGCGCUCGCUUCGUCGGCUUCUGAGUUCAGACGGCCUACACAAACUCACAACAAAGAGUAUUCCCAUCUUUGCUCCUUACCACGCUCCCCACCUGUACUCGGCCCAGGACGUCGAGGAGAUACUCCAGGGCCUCGAGCGCCGCGGCAUAUGGUCCCACAUUCCCAUAUUCUCGGGCAGUGGCAACGUAGUUGAAUUGAGCAGCAGCUUCGAAAAGCUCUUGGAAAAUGCCGUCGAGCAUAUACUACUCCAGCCAAUCCGCUGGAUUCAAAUCCUCGAUCGGCUGCAGACGCACCUCCAAGGGGCGCGGCCCAAGGCCUUCCAGGUGGUGGCGCUGGGCACGAGGGCGGAUCAGCUGGUCUAUACCUCCCUCAAACAGACAUCGCUGGCCCCUUUGCUGUCCCCUCCGCCGUUGUCGCCGGGCUCUCAGCACCCCGACUCAAUCUCGUAUCCGAAUCCCUCGAAGCCGAAGCUGGCCAUUGUGGGCAUGUCCGGGCGGUUUCCCGGCGCCCAGGACAACGAGGCCUUCUGGGAUUUGCUGCACCGCGGCCUCGACAUGCACAAAGAGGUCCCCCCUCUGCACUGGGACGCCAGGACCCACGUAGAUCCAACGGGGGCCCGCAAGAACACGAGCAUUACCCCGUACGGGUGCUGGCUCGACGACCCGGCGAGCUUCGAUGCUCGGUUCUUCAACAUCUCGCCGCGGGAGGCGCCGCAGAUCGACCCGGCGCAGCGGAUCGCGCUCAUGACGGCGUACGAGGCCAUCGAGCAAGCCGGCAUCGUCCCCGACGCCACGCCCUCCACGAGAAGAGACCGCGUGGGGGUAUUCUACGGCGUUACCAGCCAAGACUGGUUCGAGACCAACAGCGCCCAGAAUAUCGAUACGUACUUCAUUCCCGGCGGCAACAUGGCCUUCAUCCCAGGGCGCAUCAACUACUUCUUCAAGUUCAGCGGCCCCAGCUUCGCCGUCAACACGGCCUGCUCCUCUAGCCUUGCCGCCAUCCACCUGGCCUGCAACAGCCUCUGGCGUGGGGACAUUGACACGGCAAUCACCGGCGGCACCAACAUCCUGACGAACCCGGACAUGACUGCGGGACUCGACAAGGGCCACUUUCUUUCGCAGACGGGCAACUGCAAGACCUUUGACGACGGCGCCGAUGGGUACUGCCGUGGAGAGGGUGUGGGGACGGUCAUUAUCAAGCGCCUCGACGACGCCAUCGCCGACAAGGAUCCCGUCUUGGGGGUUAUCCUGGGGGCCUACACCAACCACUCGGCCGAGUCCGAGUCCAUCACCAGGCCGCAUGUCGGAGCCCAACGCGCCGUCUUCAACAAGAUUCUGAACCAGGCCGCCGUGGAUCCGUACACGGUUGGGUAUGUGGAGAUGCACGGAACAGGAACCCAGGCAGGCGACGCGGGCGAGAUGUCCAGUGUUCUCGAUACGUUCGCACCGCGUCCGGAGCAAUCAAAGAGGGCCAACCGAACGAAGGCAGAGUCUCUCUUCCUGGGGUCGGCCAAGGCCAACAUCGGCCACGGCGAAGCCGCUUCGGGCAUGUCCAGCCUGAUCAAGGUGCUCCUGAUGAUGCAGAAAGACACGAUAGUGCCGCAUUGUGGCAUUAAGACCAAGAUCAACCACCGCUUUCCGACUGAUCUGCUCGAGCGUAAUGUGCAUAUAGCCCGCGAGCCAACCCGCUGGGCAAGGAGUACCGAUCCCAGGAAGCCUCGGAGAGCCUUUAUCAACAACUUCAGUGCCGCCGGCGGGAACACGGCCUUGCUGCUUGAAGAUGGCCCCUUGGACCCGGAGUCCGCCGACAGCACACCCGCGGACCCCAGAAGCCAUCACGUCGUCGCCGUUUCUGCCAAGAACGGGACGUCGCUACAGGGGAACUUGAGGUCCUUACUCGGGUACUUGCAACGGAACCCCGACGUGCCUCUAGGCCGCCUAUCGUACACGACCACCGCCCGGCGCAUCCACCACCAGCACCGUGUCAUGCUGACGGGCACCAGCAGCCUGGACCUUUGUCGCGAGAUCGACAGCGCACUCGAGCACCAGGCCGGCAUGACCCGACCCAAGGGCUCGCCAAAGGUCGUCUUCGCUUACACUGGACAGGGCGCACAGUACCCUGGGAUGGGAAAGGAGCUGUUUGAGAAUGUCUCUUUCUUCAGAACCGAGAUGCGCCGAUUGGACCGCAUGGGUCAAGCGCUGGGCUUCGCGUCCAUGCUACCCAUCAUACAGGCGGGAGCCGAUCAGCAGGACAUCGGACAGUUUCCUACCAUGACGGUACCGCUAGCCAGCGUCUGCAUGCAAAUAUCCCUGACCAAGUUGUGGGCGUCGUGGGGCCUGGCACCGACCGCCGUGGUCGGCCACAGCUUGGGCGAGUACGCCGCCUUGAACGCCGCCGGAGUCCUUUCCGACGCGGAUACCAUCUACCUCGUCGGCACCCGGGCUCGUCUGCUCCAAGAGAAGUGCACCAAGGACACCCACACCAUGUUGGUGGUAAAGGGGCCGCUAGACGAGAUCCAGAAGACCCUCAAAGCCGGAGACGUGACGGCGUAUGAGGUCGCAUGCGUCAACUCGCCCGUCGAAACCGUGCUGGCGGCGACCAACGAAGACAUGGUGGUGGUCCGGAAGACGCUUACGGAUGCCGGGAUCAAGACGACCCCUCUGAAGGUGCCCUACGCUUUUCACUCUUCCCAGGUCGAUCCGAUCUUGGAGGAGUUCAAGACCAUCGCACGGAACGUCACCUACUCCGAGGCCAAGGUCCCCGUCCUGUGUCCGCUGGAUGGCCAAGUCGUUGUCGGCGCGGGUGUCUUCGGCCCCGAAUACCUCGCGUCCCACACUCGACAACCGGUCAACAUGAUGCAAGCAUUGGCCAUUGCCAACAGCCGCCAGCUGAUUCCCGAAAACGGCGUCACGCUGGAGAUUGGCCCACACCCCGCCGUCUCGGGCAUGAUCAAGUCCGUCCUCGGCCACACCGUCACCUCUCUUGCUUCUUGCCAAAGAGGACGACCGGCGUUCCAGCUGUUGGCAACCACACUCAAGACGCUCUACACCAUGGGCGCGGAUAUCGCAUGGCCGUUAUAUCACCGGGACUUCUUGUCGUCCAGUAAAGUGCUCCCUCUGCCGGCGUAUAGCUGGGACCUGAAGCCCUAUUGGAUCCAGUACGUGAACGACUGGUCGUUGAGGAAGGGGGAUCCGCCCCUGACUAUCACCGCCGCCACCAAGCUCGAGAGCACCACCAUCCACCGUGUCGUGGAAGAGUCGGGAGGCUUGCAAACAGCACGUAUCGUGGCAGAGUCGGAUGUCGCCAGGAAGGAUUUCCGCCCGUUGAUCGAGGGCCACGAAGUUGACGGCGUCCCGCUCUGCACCCCGGCAGUCUAUACAGAUAUCGCCCUCGCACUGGGGAGGCAUCUGUUGGAUCGAUACCACCCAGAGAAGACCACGAGUAACAGUUGCCUCGAGAUAAGCGAUAUGACAAUCCUGAAGGCUCUGAUACUGAGGACGGACGCCAAUGCGAACCAAGUCCUCCGCGUGCAAGCGGAUGCCGACUGGGCCGCCAAUGCGGCCUCUGUAAAGUUCAUGACCUUGGACCACGAGAAGUUACAGGAACACUCGCAUUGUACGGUGCGGUUCAACGAUGGGAGUCUUCGGAAGAAGCUGCAGUUGGAAGUUCCCAUUAUCAAGCAGAAGAUGAGUGCUCUGCGAGACGGACUACAAACGCACACCACGGCUCGUUUCAACCGUGCCAUGGCGUACCGCGCCAUCCGUCCCCUCGCACGAUUCCACGACGGGUACCGGGCCGUGGAGGAGAUUGUGCUCAACAGCAAGACGCUGGAGGCUUCCAGCCGCCUGAGCUUCAAGGAUUUCCACAAAGAUGGGCACUUUCACACGCACCCCGGCCUGAUCGACGGCCUGACCUGGGCUGCCGGCUUCUCCAUGAACUGCAACGACUACAACGACCUGGACAAGGACGUCUUUGUGAACCACGGCUGGGGUUCCUUCCAGGUCUUUGAGGACAUGGACUUCUCUCGGGAUUACACUACCUAUUCGCGCAUGGUGGAGGGCAAAGACCGGCUGUGGCAGGGCGAAGUGAGCGUCCUGGAUGGUGACAAGAUCGUGGCCCACUUUACAAAAUUCGCGAUGCAAGGUGUUCCGCGCCGGGUCUUGAGGGCCAUCCUGAACAGUGAGAAGAAGAAGCCCAACCAGCUGCCUAGAGAGGAGGUGAAGCCGGCACUGCCUCGAGCAACGGCCGACAUCGGGCCACGUGCCAGACAAAACGUGUCCUCGUCGCCAACCAUCACGCGGGCUAUUUCCAUCAUCGCGGAAGAAAGUGGUCUCGCCGAGUCGGAUCUGACUGACGGCACGGUCUUUGCCGACGUGGGCAUCGACUCCCUCUUGGGGCUCACCAUUACGGCUCGCUUCAAGGAAGAACUGGACCUAGAUCUCGACUUCAACUCGCUGUUCUAUGAGUACCCCAGCAUUGGCGACCUUAAAGCGUUCCUGGGAGGAGAGGAGCCCAAGACCACCGGCUCUACCGCAACUCCGAGCACCGAGUCGAGCAACGAGGAAGAAACGGAUAUCUCUAGUGUUUCCACCCACCACGAAAAGGCCCCGGGUCUUUCCAAGGCCCAGCUUGAUCGCGCCAUCCAGAUCAUCUCAGAAGAGAGCGGCGUCGCCAGAGAAGACUUGACGGACGACAGCAACUUUUCGGAUUGCGGAGUCGACUCGCUGCUGUCUCUGGUCAUUGUCAGCCGGUUCCGGGACGAGCUCGAGCUCGACAUCCAGCACGAGUCGCUCUUUCUCGAGUGCCCGACAGUUGCAGAUCUCAAGCAGACUCUGGGUGGUCGCGCAGGUUCCGAGGUGCCGAAACAAGGGGGCUCCGGCCUGCAGGAUGGGAAGGCGGGUUCGAGUCAACACAUCGACAACGAAAAAGCGAUGGAAAACACGUCAGAAGCUCCCCGUCUCGACAUUUCUGACGCCAAUAAGACUACUACACCAGCCGCUGACACGGCUGCGCUGGAAAGCCGCAAGAAGGCCAUCGACGACUACGUCGACAAGUACACGGCGGGCUUCGUGGCCCCUGUCCCAUGCACGUCCGGGGACGCAACGCCGUACGACGCCAACGCCAAAGUGGUUCUCGUCACCGGAGCCACCGGAAGCCUCGGAGGCCACCUAGCCUUCCAGUUAGCCCAUCGCUCGGACGUGCGGGCCGUGGUGUGUUUGAACCGUGAGCACAAGACCGAGGCGGCGGCGCGCCAGAAGAAGGCAAUGAAGGACAAGGGCGUCCACUUCCCCGAUCAGCUCCUUUCCAAGCUUCGGGUACUGCAAGCCGACACGUCCAAGCCGCGGCUCGGACUGUCGGAGGCAGUCUACGAUGACCUCGCGGCAUCCGUCACCCACGUCGUCCACCAAGCGUGGCCCAUGAGCGUCAAGAGGCCCCUGUCCGGCUUCGAGCCCCAGUUCGCCGUCAUGCGCAACCUGGUCGACCUCGCAAGUGCUAUCGUGAGGAGGCGGCCGGCGGGGUUCCGCUGCGGCUUCCAGCUCGUCUCCUCUAUCAGCGUCGUGGGCAACUACCGGGGCAGCCGGGUGCCGGAGGACGCGGUCGGCAUCGAGUCGCUGCUCCCGGUCGGAUACGCCGAGGCCAAGUGGGGGUGCGAGCGCAUGCUCGAGGCCUUGUUGAGGCAGCACCCAGCGCACUUCCGUGCCAUGACCGUGAGGCUGGGCCAGAUCGCCGGGUCUAGCAUCAGCGGGUACUGGAACCCCAUGGAGCAUUUUGGCUUUAUCGUCAGAUCGUCCCAGACGCUCAACGCGCUCCCCGACGUCGACGGGCACGCAUACUGGACCCCCGUCAACACCAUCGCCAGCGCCCUCGCCGACCUGGGGCUGGCCGACUCCGACUGCUACGCCUUCUACCACAUUGAGAACCCGGUCGGCCAGCCCUGGCAGGAGCUGAACUCGGUACUGGCCGAUGCGCUCGGGAUACCGAACUUGAUUCCCCUGCGCGAGUGGACGCAACGCGUCAAGGCCGCACCACCGCGGAACAACCCGGCUUCGGCACUCGCCGAGUUUCUCGAGACCAACUACGAGCGCAUGUCUUGCGGCAGGCUCGUGUUGGACCCCACGCACGCACUCGAGCACUCGCCCACAUUAGCCGCUGCCGGUCCCGUCAGUGCGGAGGUCGUACGGAAGUAUGUCUAUGUUUGGAAAGAGAUUGGGUUCCUAAGCUAG